This is a messenger RNA of Xyrichtys novacula (pearly razorfish), 3731 nucleotides long. NCBI's taxonomy places the organism in Eukaryota, Metazoa, Chordata, Actinopteri, Labriformes, Labridae. The record is from the annotation of a GenBank genome assembly.
GGAAGAAAACGUCCGCACUUUCCUUCCACUUCCUCUUUCCGUCAUCGGAGUUUAGGUAGGACAGUUACUGUCUAAUUCCCUUACUGAAAUCUGGUUUAAAUCAUGAUAUUUUAACAUCAUCCACUUGUAGCAAACAUUUGUAAAUGUACAUGGAAUAUAUAAGAUUCAUACCUACUUAGUAUUUUUACUACAGACCUCUGAUUUGAAAUGUUUUUGAGUAAUUAUGUGUAGCUCUCUGGUGACAUGGCGCUGUUAGAGCGGCGGAUGGUGGCUGAAAGGCCGGCUGCCGCUGGUUCUAGAACCGAUAGUAGUUUGAUUUGACCCGUUCAAAGAAGAUAGAGAUGUCAUAUGUUAAGCUAUGAUAUAUGCCACGACUAGAUAAAACGUAGUGCUCAAACAAGUCUCAAUUAAGACAGUAAUGCUAACAUAAGUAAGUUAUAGCGGCUAAGUUGCUAAGGCUAAAGCUGGCUAUGUAUUGACAAUGUCACCAACGUGAGGUUAUUCUGACUUGGAAAUGGGUUUAAGUUAAUAUCUGAUUACUGUUUUAACUUACUGUCAAGAGUUACAAUCAGAAAUGUAGGAGCACUCUUGUGUCAGUGUGGGUUGUGAACCCCUCUGUGUUGUAUUUCAGGACACGAUGGGACGUGUGAUCAGGGGACAGAGAAAAGGUGCGGGCUCCGUGUUCAAAGCCCACGUCAAGCACAGAAAAGGUGCUGCUAAACUCCGUCACAUUGACUUUGCUGAACGCCAUGGUUACAUCAAGGGGAUCGUGAAGGUACGUUUGGUUUCUACUGUUUUUAGUAGCAGGAAUCCUUAAGCUGCUGAGUUUACUCACUGACACUAAUCGACCUGUGGUUCCCCUCCAUCCUCAGGAUAUCAUCCAUGACCCCGGCCGUGGUGCUCCCCUGGCCAAAGUGGCCUUCCGUGACCCAUACCGUUUCAAAAAGAGGACAGAGCUCUUCAUUGCUGCUGAGGGCAUCCACACUGGACAGUUCAUCUACUGCGGCAAGAAAGGUAAGACGCUGCAAGUAGACUCUUAUAGGGAUAUUCCAGCGUAAAAUUAAGUAGGGGUGAAGCACACCAUAACACCGAGUUAGACACCCCCUCGAGAGAUGAAUGUUGCCAACCGCUUGUUUCUCUAGUCAUACCAACUUAAAUAACAACUGCUCAUAGCAGUACAGAGAGAGCCACGCACUCAACCAAAACGCCACUCUAUAGCCACAAAUAAUGCUCAGAGCAGCACCUAACUUCAUCAACAGUACAUAUAGGGUCCCAGCCAUAGCAUUAGCCUUUGCCUAAUUUCUUUAGUCAAGAGACUAAACACAACUCACCCUAUCUACUCCAGCAGCCGCUUGUUUGUAGCCAGACCUCAGGCCAGUCCAUUACAGACUGCAGCAGGGUGAUUCAGCUCAAGGAAGAACAUUUAUGAUCAUUCCUUUAUCCUUGAAGUAAUAAUCAUCAUCUGAAUCAUUUUGCACUGCAGACACAGUAGCUCUUCUUCUUCUGCCUUAGUGUCUCAGUCUGAUUGCAUUUCCAUGAAGAAAUGAUCAUAAAUGUUCCUUGAGCUGCGUCACCCUGCAGCAGUCCUUUUAAUGGACUGGCCCGAGGUCUCGCUACAAACAAGCAGCUGCUGGAAGAGAGUAGGUGAGUUGUGUUUAGUCUCUUUGCUAAAGAAAUCAGGCAAAGUUAAAAAGAUGUUUGGCGGCUAGUACUAUGGCUGGGCCCCUUUAUGUACUGUUGAUGAAAUUAGGUGGUGUUCUGAGCAUUAUUUGUGGCUAUAGAGUGGCGAUUUGGUUGAGGUUUAUGGCUCCUCAGACCACUGUGUAUUGCGAUCGUUACUAAAGUUGGUAUAACUAGAGAUGCAAGUGGUCAGCAACAUUCAUCUCUCGACUGGGGGUGUCUAACUCAGUGUUGUGGUGUGUUUGACCCUGAAUUGACUUAACGCCAGAAUAUCCCUUUAAGACUGCUUUUGCUUCAGUAUGUUGUCUUAGAUCUUCUUUAACGAACCCACCAACACACAGCUGGUGUUAGACAUGUAUAUGUAACAUUAUUAGCCUCUGUGAUCAGAUAUGUGCUUAUAAUCUUCAAACUUUGUGCCUGUGCUGCUUGAACUAUCACUUACUUUGAUGCAUAAUUUACAGAAACAAUUGGCUUUAUUCUCAUCAGUUCGUGGUCAUUUUAAGUUGGGUGAAUCUUGUUGCAUCCUAUCUAGCUUAUGUGUGUUCAGACUCUCCAGGUUGACCUAUUUUAUCACAUACUCAAACAAUUGACAAACACCCCAGCAAGAGUCUGCUUGGUUAUAUUGCAAACAAAACAUGGAGGACUUCAUAGCUCUGUACUUUUCGACACGCAUUAUGAAAGCCUCUACUUUUGUCGGUACCAUACAUCUGAGGUGUUGUUUACUACUAGACUUACUUUAACCUGAUAGUACUGUCAGACCUCUGAGUCAAAGCCUGGCAUGUUAACUGUAGAGCUUUCACUAAACACAGGUUUAUCAAGGCCUCAUAUGAAAUCUGCUAUAGAUUGGGAAAUUUUCCACCAAACUGACAGGAAAUUCUGUCUCUUUUGAGUACCUAUUCAAAUUUGAACUUUUAGUAGUGAGCACAUGCUGAGUGACAAGGAUCGCAUAUGAUGAAAAGUGUAACUUUUAACAGUGAAAUAUUAUGUUUUCAAUGUCUUAUGUACUCAUGAGUACCAUCAGGAGUUAAUGAGCAAUAUUUCAAGUUAGGUUUAAUGAAACUCCUUAUCUUUAGCAUUCUUUUGUUUGAGUACAUCUAUGUUGCCUUGAAAAAGUGUGGAUGUGAAUGCUGGGCUGAAUUCAGAAACCAAAGUUGAACAGGGUUUUAAAAAUAUGAACAAAGCAGCUUGUUCUUCAACACACUGGUUGUCUGACAGGCACAGUUGUAGAAGAUAUUUCAGUGAAAGUUUGUGCCUAACAAGUUUUUACCUCUACAGCUCAGCUGAACAUCGGCAACGUCCUGCCCGUUGGCACCAUGCCCGAGGGAACCAUCAUCUGCUGUCUGGAGGAGAAGCCCGGCGACAGAGGCAAGCUGGCCCGCGCUUCAGGAAACUACGCCACAGUGAUCUCCCACAACCCCGAGACCAAGAAGUCCAGAGUCAAGCUGCCCUCAGGCUCCAAGAAAGUCAUCUCCUCUGCCAACAGAGCCGUCGUUGGUAAGAGCCUCUCAUGUCUGAAGGUGCUGAAGAUCGACUGUGACCGUGCCCUGUCUGACCAGCUCUGUCCUGUUCAUGUUUCAAGGUGUCGUUGCCGGCGGUGGUCGUAUUGACAAGCCCAUCCUGAAGGCUGGUCGUGCUUACCACAAGUACAAGGCCAAGAGGAACUGCUGGCCACGUGUCCGUGGUGUGGCUAUGAACGUAAGUGAACUCUACUGCAAUACUCUAACCGUGUUUUCUGUGAUGAUAACCAGGUAACACACAUUUUAUACAGUCAUGUGAGAGGAGGCAAGCAGAGCUGAGAUUUUGUUUUAUGCUCCAAGACUAAUAUACUGAAUUUCCCUUCUUUUCUCAGCCUGUUGAGCAUCCCUUCGGUGGUGGUAACCAUCAGCAUAUUGGAAAACCCUCAACGAUCAGGAGGGACGCACCAGCUGGUCGCAAGGUCGGUCUUAUCGCUGCCCGUCGUACUGGCAGACUGCGCGGAACAAAGACCGUCCAGGAGAAGGAGAACUAAACCUGACUUUGUUGAUAAUAAAAGAUGUGACAAAAAAAAUCUG